Erythranthe guttata (spotted monkey flower) is the source of this 2010-nucleotide messenger RNA. RefSeq names its product O-Glycosyl hydrolases family 17 protein. The record is from RefSeq and is a predicted model, not a curated record. Lineage: Eukaryota; Viridiplantae; Streptophyta; Magnoliopsida; Lamiales; Phrymaceae. Gene Ontology annotation, molecular function: hydrolase activity, hydrolyzing O-glycosyl compounds. Gene Ontology annotation, biological process: carbohydrate metabolic process.
UUAUUCAAAAAUGAAUUUUUUUUUUCUCUUAAUUUGAACUUACCUCGGUGUUGAUCUUAAUUUGGCCGCCCUAGUGAUACGCCAGAGACCUAUCCCAAAAUCUCUCCAAGGCAUUUAUUGGUAAUAAACCCAACCCCCAAUCAAGUCCACUCUACGCUGCCCCCCAAAUAUAACUUUAAAAAAUAUACCCUGACCUUGACCUUUUCUUCGCCUGUCUUCUUCAAGCUAUAAGCUCAACGUUUCACACACGCUUCUCUCUCUCUAGUUUCUCUCUCUACAAUCCAGACACCUAAUCAAUGUUUCUUCGUUAAAUCCUCCUUAGAUGUUGAUGUAUAUAAGUAUCGUUCAUUGAUUGCUUCAUCUACUCAAUACUCUGCUACUGUAUUUACUAUUCUUCUUCUUCGCAUCUGAUUGAAGAAGAAAACAGAGCAAAAAAAUCAACGAUCAUGGCUUUCUUUACUGCUUUCAUUGCACUGUUUCUUCUCGCUUCACCGGCUACAUUCUCCUAUGGAGAAAUGCAGCCGAAAAUGGGGGUUUGCUACGGCGAGCUCGGCAACAACCUCCCGUCGCCGGAGAAAUCAAUCCAGCUCAUCCAAAAACUCAACGCCAAACGAAUCAAAAUCUACGGCGCGAAUCCGAAAAUCCUCAAAUCGAUCCAAGGCACCGACCUCCAAAUCUCAAUCAUGGUUCCGAACCAGCUCAUCUCCGCCAUUUACAACAACCAAACCCUCGCCGACGAUUGGGUCAAAACAAACGUCGUACCGUUCUACCCCCAAUCGAAGAUCCGUUACCUCCUCGUCGGCAACGAGAUCCUCAGCAGCCAGCCGAAUUCGACCUGGUUCCAGCUGGUUCCGGCGAUCCGCAGAAUCAGAAACGCCGUCAAGAAGUACGGUCUCAAAAAAGUCAAGGUGGGGACGCCGUUAGCGAUGGACGUUCUGGAAUCUUCUUACCCGCCGUCUAACGGAACUUUCCGGUCCGACGUUAGUGAAACGGUCGUUGAACCGCUGCUCCAUUUUUUGAACCGGACUAAAUCCUUCUUCUUCGUCGAUGUCUACACUUACUUCGCUUGGGCCUCUUUGCCUCUGCAGAUUAGCCUCGACUACGCUCUGCUCCAGCCCACGAAUAUAACCUAUACGGAUCCAGGUACGGGUCUGCUGUACACAAAUCUGUUGGAUCAAAUGCUGGACGCUCAUGUUUUCGCCAUGGCGAGACUUGGGUACCCGUAUAUCCGGUUGUUCGUUGCGGAAACGGGUUGGCCAAGCGGCGGAGAUCCGAACCAGAUCGGAGCCAACAUCCACAACGCCGCCACAUACAACCGCAACGUCGUGAAAAAAUUCAUGGCGAAGCCGCCGUACGGAACUCCGGCCAGACCAUACACCGUCAUCCCGAGCAUGAUUUUCGCGCUGUAUAACGAGAACCAGAAACCGGGUCAGGGUACGGAGCGGAACUUCGGGUUGUUGUACCCGAACGGGUCGAAUGUUUACCCGAUUGAUUUGUCGGGUAAGACCCGUGAUUCGAGGUAUCCGCCAUUGCCGAAUCCUAACAGGAAGCUGUGGUGCGUGGCGGUGAAGGGUGCGAAUUUGAGGGCGAUGGGUGGGGCGAUGUCGUAUGCUUGCAGUCAGGGUAAUCGGACCUGCGACCCGAUCCAACCCGGAGGAAAGUGUUUCAACCCGAAUUCGUUGGCUGUACAUGCGAGUUACGCUUUUAGUUCAUAUUGGGCCCAGUUGUGGAAGGAGGGUGCGACUUGUUUCUUCGACGGGUUGGCCUUUAUGACCUCAAAAGAUCCGAGUUUUGGAUCUUGCAAAUUUCCAAGUAUUGACAUUUAAAAGCAUGUAGGUUUAUUUCAUUAUUAAUUUCUUGGACCUUCAUUUAGGGUUGAUGUUUUUGUACACUAUUUGAAAGGCCUAUUUUUGUGCUGGGCCGGGCUUGAUAGCCCAUUUUUUCGAAAUCUUUUAUGUUUUACGAAAAAUAAUAUUUAAUCAUUUGAUUUGUUGUAGCAAAUUAUGAAUG